UCCGGAAUCUCUCGGCGAGUCUUUCUACCAAAGCCGCUUCUCGGCUCGCGUGCGCCGGCCCAUUUGGCUCGCGUGCGCCGACCCAGUUAGCUCGCGCCCUCACGCAUUUUGGGUUUCCCGACCUCAUGGCCGGCCUGACCCUAUUUGUGGGCCGCCUCCCGCCCUCGGCCCGCAGUGAGCAGCUGGAGGAAUUGUUUAGUCAGGUGGGGCCGGUGAAGCAGUGCUUCGUGGUGACUGAAAAAGGGAGUAAGACAUGUCGAGGCUUUGGCUAUGUCACUUUUUCUAUGCUGGAAGAUGUUCAGAGGGCCCUCAAGGAGAUUACCACUUUUGAAGGUUGCAAGAUCAACGUGACCGUUGCCAAGAAAAAACUGAGGAACAAGACAAAGGAAAAGGGGAAAAAUGAAAACUCAGAGGUCCCAAAGAAGGAGCUAAAGCCUAAAAAAGCCAAAGUGGCAGAUAAGAAAGCCAGAUUAAUUAUUCGGAACCUGAGCUUUAAGUGUUCAGAAGAUGACUUGAAGACAGUAUUUGCUCAAUUUGGAGCUGUCCUGGAAGUAAAUAUCCCUAGGAAACCAGAUGGGAAGAUGCGUGGUUUUGCUUUUGUUCAGUUCAAAAACCUUCUAGAAGCAGGUAAAGCUCUCAAAGGCAUGAACAUGAAAGAGAUAAAAGGGAGGACAGUGGCAGUGGAUUGGGCUGUGGCAAAGGAUAUAUAUAAAGAUACACAGUCUAUUUCUGCUCUAGGUGAGGAAAAGAGCCGUGAAUCUAAACAUCAGGAAUCAGUUAAAAAGAAUGGCAGGGAGGAAGAAGAUAUGGAGAUGGAAGAAAAUGAUGAUGAUGACGAUGAUGAUGAUGACGAGGUUGAUGAUGAUGAAGAUGAAGAGGAGGAGAAUAUAGAAUCAAAGGUGACCAAGUCUGUGCAAAUUCAGAAGAGAGCAAUCAAGAGAACAGCCUCCGCAGAAAGCAGUGAAGAUCAUUCUGAGGAGGACAGUGACCUGGAGGAAAGCGACAGUAUUGAUGAUGGAGAGGAACUGGCUCAGAGUGAUAGCAGCACUGAGGAGCAAGAGGAUAAAGCUGUGCAAGUUUCAAACAAAAAGAAGAGGAAAUUACCCUCUGAUGUGAAUGAAGGGAAAACGGUUUUUAUCAGAAAUCUGUCCUUUGAUUCAGAUGAAGAAGAACUUGGGGAGCUUCUCCAACAGUUUGGAGAUCUCAAAUAUGUCCGAAUUGUCUUACAUCCUGACACAGAGCAUUCUAAAGGUUGUGCAUUUGCCCAAUUCAUGACUCAAGAAGCAGCUCAGAAAUGCCUUCUAGCCGCUUCUCCAGAGAAUGAGGCUGGUGGGCUUAAACUGGGAGGCCGGCAGCUCAAGGUUGACUUGGCAGUGACCCGUGAUGAGGCUGCAAAGCUUCAGACAAAGAAAGUGAAGAAGCCGACUGGCACCCGGAAUCUCUAUCUGGCCCGAGAAGGCUUAAUUCGCGCUGGGACGAAGGCUGCAGAGGGUGUGAGUGCUGCUGAUAUGGCCAAAAGAGAACGGUUUGAGCUGCUGAAGCAUCAGAAACUCAAGGACCAGAAUAUCUUUGUCUCCCGAACCAGGCUCUGCCUGCACAAUCUCCCAAAGGCUGUAGAUGACAAACAGCUCAGAAAGCUGCUGCUGAGUGCUACUAGAGGAGAGAAAGGGGUGCGCAUCAAGGAGUGUAGAGUGAUGCGAGACCUCAAAGGUGCUCAUGGGAACAUGAAGGGUCAGUCCCUGGGCUACGCCUUUGCAGAGUUCCAGGAGCACGAGCAUGCCCUGAAAGCCCUCCGCCACAUCAACAACAAUCCAGAAAUCUUUGGGCCGCAGAAGAGACCAAUAGUGGAGUUCUCUUUAGAAGAUCGAAGAAAACUUAAAAUGAAGGAACUAAGGAUCCAGCGCAGCUUGCAAAAAAUGAGAUCCAAGCCUGCAACUGUUAAGCCUCAGAACGGGCAACCAGAGCCUGCAAAAGACCAGCAACAGAAGGCAGCUCACCACCACACAGAGGAACAAAACAAGGCGCCCCCAGAGCAGAAGAGGAAGGCAGGCUCUACCUCAUGGACCGGCUUCCAGACCAAGGCUGAAGUGGAGCAGGUGGAGCUGCCUGAUGGAAAGAGGAGAAGAAAGGUCCUGGCUCUCCCCUCACACCGAGGACCCAAAAUCAGGUUGCGGGACAAAGGCAAAGUGAAGCCCGUCCAUCCCAAAAAGCCAAAGCCCCAGAUAAGCCAGUGGAAACAGGAGAAACAGCAGUUAUCUUCCAAGCAGGUAUCUAGGAAAACUAAGGGAAAUAAGAUGGAAACCCGCUUCAACCAGCUGGUCGAACAAUAUAAGCAGAAAUUAUUGGGACCUUCUAAAGGAGUACCUCUUGCAAAGAGGAGCAAAUGGUUUGAUAGUUGAUGAUGCUACGGGCUGGUAAGAAGCUGAGUUGUGUGUUUUCUGGUGAUGCUCCUGGGCUCCUCCCCAUCCCCCAUGUGUUUUACUGAGGGAGAGAAAAUCCCCAAGGGCACUGCUACUGUGCUGGGAGGUGCCUGGACUGUGUACAUCUGAACUUUGGUCCAUCCUUUGAUGUGUGGUUCGUUAGCCACAAAGAGAAAUAUCUGAAAAAUAUUAUGAUGCUUCUCGCAUAUUAUCCAGAUUAUUGUAUGAAGCUGUGUCUAUAAUUAUUACCAAUUUUUAUUCUUUAUUUCUCAAAUGGAAACAAUUGAAAAAGCAUUCUGGAGUGCUGAAUUUUUAAGAUGUAUAUUUUGUUAAGCAUAUUCUCUAAGUGAAAUAUUGUGUGGCUUUUUAGUGACAGAAUGUCAUUUCUAGUAUGUGUGGCUCCUUUAUUAUUUAUGAACAUUCUUGACAUUCCU
Molecule: messenger RNA, 2854 nt
Organism: Sapajus apella (tufted capuchin)
Lineage: Eukaryota; Metazoa; Chordata; Mammalia; Primates; Cebidae
Gene: RBM28
Product: RNA binding motif protein 28
Exons: 19
Coding region: 126-2399 (757 amino acids)
Molecular function (GO): RNA binding
Source: RefSeq, a predicted model, not a curated record